UUAUAUAUACUAGUAAGGAUUUGACAGAAUGGAGCCAGAAUUUAAGUUCAAAUCCCAGCUCCUCUAUUUCCCAGGAGUGUGACCUCGGGCAUCAUGUACCGCAAGUCGUGUGCAUCAUCGGCAGCCUGCCUCAUCGCCUCGGCCGGGUACCAAUCCUUCUGCUCCCCUGGGAAACUGAACUCAGUGUGCAUCAGCUGCUGUAACACCCCUCUUUGCAAUGGGCCCCGGCCCAAGAAACGGAGCAGUUCUGCCUUGGCCCUUCGGCCUGGGCUCCGCACCACCAUCCUGCUCCUCCAAUUAGCCCUCCUCUUGGCUCACUGCUGAAGUUGAAGGAGAUGAUGCUCACCCUUCCUGCAUUGUUCUUCCGGCCCUUCACUCCCUCUGCUCCCCAAGCUUCUCCUGGGUGUCCUUUUAUUCUGGGUGGGGAGGGGAGUGUGUCCUCUUUCUUUCAGUUCCUUUGCCAAUGCAAGAGCUCAGUGUAAAACAUUUUUUGUAAGCUCUGAAUAAAUUCAGUCUGAAUUUUCA
Leptonychotes weddellii (Weddell seal) is the source of this 525-nucleotide messenger RNA. Lineage: Eukaryota; Metazoa; Chordata; Mammalia; Carnivora; Phocidae. The record is from RefSeq and is a predicted model, not a curated record.